UUCCAAUCCUGACUGACCCAAGCCCACCGGAAUAUUCACCAUCGCGGGUCAGUUGGAUGAUUCUCAGCAAUAUAUAACCAUGACUUCCACCUACUUAUGCUACGCUUCUCUCCCACCACUCCAAAACCCCAAAAAAACUCAUCGCGAACAUUUUGCCUUGAAAGCUCUGUUUCCCUUGCCUCAACACAAGGUCUAAAGCUCAUCAUAAUUUCUCUUCAUACCAAUUCAAAAUGACAACCGAUACGAAGAUCCUCGUCGUGUUCGGUGCCACCGGCAAACAAGGCGGCUCCGUCGCCCAAACCAUGUUGAAAGAUCCAGUUGCUUCCGCGCAGUUCACGAUCCGGGCAGUUACUAGAGACCCGUCCAAGCCAGCUGCAUUGGCUCUCGCUCAGCAAGGCGCGGAGAUAGUCAAGGCUGACAUGGAGGAUAAGGAUUCUCUUCGACUUGCCUUCAGCAAUGCCUACGCUGUCUAUGCGCUCACCAAUUUCAUGGAAAGCUUUGAUGCCGCUGCAGAGACGAGACAGGGCAAGAAUGUUGCCGAUGUUGCCAAGGAACUCGAUGUCAAGCACCUUGUCUGGAGCAGUCUUCCACACGUUUCGAAGCUUUCCAACAACAAAUUCACCGGAGUCGUCCACUUCGACGGCAAAGCCUACGUUGACGAGUACAUCCGCUCCCUAUCAAUCCCAUACACCAUCAUCCAUGUAGCCGUCUACACCUCAGUGGUCUGUGAACAGCUGGCACUAUUGCCCACGACACCUCCCAGCUAUGGAUUGUUCUUCCCCGAACCAGCCACCGUCAACACGAACAUCCCUUUGAUCGACCCAUCGGCUGACCUGGGCAAAUUCGUCAAAGGCAUCCUUCUCAACCCGGAGGCGUCACUUGGCCAACAGUUCAAUAUUGGGGAGAAGUUCUAUACCGUCCAAGAGAUCAUUGACGCUGCAAAGAACCUUGGUGUCGAGAUAAGCUUCAAGACUUUGGACAGAGAUAUCUACAAGGCCGGACUUGCGGAACAAGCUCUGCCUGAGUUCUUCCAGGAGGAUAUGACACAGAUGGUGCAGUUUUUGUCCGAGUAUGGGUUUUUUGGUGGCGCGGGGAUCGAGGAGGCCAAGAAGUUCCUGACCGGACCCUUGGUUACCCUCGAGGAAUCGCUCAAGAGUAACCCGAGCUUCGCUGCGCUGCAGAAGGCGUAGCUGGGAGGUGAUAUAACCUGCCUUUGAAUGGCCCUUUUUCCUUUUGAGAAGAUUAUGCGGCUCUCUUUGUUUCCCACAGGUAGCGAGAUUAUCUGCCAUAAUGGCAGAGAGAUGAAACAUUCAACACGAGUGAUAUAUACGUCUAAAGCAUAGCCUCAUAUAAUACUGCA
Molecule: messenger RNA, 1360 nt
Organism: Aspergillus heteromorphus CBS 117.55
Lineage: Eukaryota; Fungi; Ascomycota; Eurotiomycetes; Eurotiales; Aspergillaceae
Product: NmrA/HSCARG family protein
Exons: 5
Coding region: 231-1190 (319 amino acids)
Source: RefSeq, a predicted model, not a curated record